Messenger RNA from Ctenopharyngodon idella (grass carp), 3623 nucleotides. RefSeq names its product pleiomorphic adenoma gene 1 (gene plag1). The transcript has 3 exons. Bases 821 to 1981 code for a protein of 386 amino acids. Lineage: Eukaryota; Metazoa; Chordata; Actinopteri; Cypriniformes; Xenocyprididae. The record is from RefSeq and is a predicted model, not a curated record.
UAUUAAGAAAAUUGUUACGGCGUUCUUUAAUUAAAAUAUCGGGGUUAUUCAAAUUAUGAGAGAGGGGUGAGCUAGAGGGAAAAAAAAGUUUUGUGUUAAUCAGCGCCCAGUCUGGAACUUAAGAGAAAAGCAACGAAAGACUGAAUUAUGUAGAAAAUCGAACAUUAUUCUGUUGUUGUUUCUGUCAAGUCACGUUGCGCGCGGACGAAUGUCAAUAAACAGAGAAACGCGUGUAGUUGUAAAAAGUUGAAAAAAAGUUUUUAAAAUUUGUUUUCUCUCAAUAUAAUAACGACAGGAUCGCGUAGCGAACUCAUGCGUAUUUAAACACUAAAAAAAUACACUGCGCAAAUUUUUUUGACACAAACAUUCACACGAAAUGAACGCGUUUGUGAUAGAAGCACCUUUCCACGUUCGUAAACGCGGAAUUUAAUAAACAAGCUGUUUAGUUCUGUUUAACUUUGACAUGGUUCACAAAGUUAGCAGCUCGGGAGUCACAGUCAGUGUGUUUAUUGACUAUAUAGCUAAUAUUAGGGCUGUCAGUGAUUCAUACAAAGUUGCACUGUGGGUCACUAUAGGAAGAGAAGCUGCUUGUCAAUAUCGCAAACAACCAAAAUGGUGGGAGAAGUGAAGGGGGACUAAUUAGGAGAUGCUGAGCUGAGCUCAUCUGUCCAGAAUGAUUCUGCUCCCAGAGAAAGUCCCACUGAGAUCAGGAUGUGAUUGGGCCUUGCGUCUCUGCUGUGUUGAUUUGGGCUUUUACGCGCUCUCUGUGCUGGGACGUAUCACUCGUGUCCUCCGCAUGGCUUGCUGUCGCUAGGUUGCCAUGGCAACAGUACCUCCCAACGACUGCCCCGGCACGGCAGAACACUGUCGAGUGAGGAAGAGGAGAGUCGAGGGGAAAGUGAGGAAGAACUUCUCCUGUCAGUUGUGCGAGAAGGCCUUCAACAGCUUGGAGAAGCUGAAGGUACAUUCGUACUCCCACACAGGGGAAAGGCCGUAUCGCUGCACACACACUGACUGCACCAAGGCCUUCGUCUCCAAGUAUAAACUCCUACGGCACAUGGCCACACACUCGCCAGAAAAGACACACAAGUGCAGCUACUGCGAGAAGAUGUUCCACCGUAAAGAUCACCUGAAGAACCACCUCCACACACACGACCCCAACAAGGAGGCUUUCAGCUGCACGGAAUGCGGCAAGAGCUACAACACCAAACUUGGCUUCCGAAGGCACCAAGCCCUUCACGCUGCUCACCGUGGAGACCUCACCUGCCAGGUGUGUCUGCAGUCGUACCCAAGCACUCCCCUGCUGCUGGAGCACCUACGGGGACAUGCGGGGAAAAGCGCUACUGCGACUAAGGAGAAGCGACAUCAGUGCGAACACUGCGAACGGCGCUUUUACACCCGCAAGGACGUGCGACGCCACCUGGUUGUGCAUACAGGACGCAAGGACUUCCUGUGCCAGUACUGCGCCCAGCGAUUCGGCCGCAAGGACCAUCUUACCCGCCAUGUAAAGAAAAGCCACGCUCAUGAGCUGCUGAGGGUUAAGGCGGAGCCUGUCGAUUUGAUGGAGUCACAAUCCUCGCCAGCAUCCGGGCCACUCACCCUAAGGUAUCCACUAGGUCAUGCUUCUUACUCGCCACCGCCGCCCUUGAGGGCGGAGCUCGAAAGCUAUCUCCUGGAGCUACAGGCCGAAGAUACACCCAAGCUGAGUGCUUCCGCCACGGUGACCGGAGAGACGACGUCGUCCCUGGACUUUCUGUCUCCACUGUUUAAUUUUCUGCCUUACAACCAGGGAGCGGGGCCUACUUUGGGAGUGGCUUACAGCCAGGAGGAGGGGCUACUGGCCACACCCAUCCAAGACACGCCAGAGCCUCUUAGCCUCCUUCACACAAUCUCACACUCACAAAGCACUCCGAGUUACACACAUCCACCAUCUCUGAAUACAACCACCACCCUGCCUCGCUUCCACCAAGCCUUCCAGUAGCCCAAACACUUAUGGUUUUUGUCGCACUUUUAUGUUUAUCAUCAACUUAGCUCUUAAUCAAAUUCGAACAAGCACAGAGUCCAACAAAUCUUGCCAAAAUUGCCGCAUUUUGAAGGAAAGUCUUGAGGACAGUAUCAUUACAGAUGCAUUACUCGUUUUAUGUUUUAUCUAGAGGUGUUUACUGUAACUGAACAUUAAAGCCCUGGGUAUACUUCGUUUUUUUAUGCGUAUGCUAGUGUAUGCACACAGUCUGCGCAAAGCAUACUUCAUUCGACUCGUAUGCAUACACAGGCGUUCGACGCAUGCACAGUUUUGUGCGAUCUCUCACCAUGUGUUACAUCUUUGUAUUUUUCAUGCUAGAGUUGUACAAAUGAGGGUACUUUCAAACCUCUUCCCACAAUUUCUCGUCUAUGUAGGCCUCCAUCGUCGCUGUAGCUUGCAUUCGUUCCGGUCUGUUCUGUUCAGUUUUUCUUCGACUACCUUGUGAAUCGACGCCCCCGGGGCACGGUUGCCACCUUGUGGAUAAACUAAUUACUGCAAAAAAAAAGUAAAUGCGCAUGUGCAACCUGCACGUACAAAGUGCGGUUACAAAAAUCCAGCGGUGCGUGUACAGUAUGUGCGUACUCUUCUGAUGACGAAAUUCGCAUCACGCGCACCCUCGCGUACUCGUAAAAAGUAAAGUAUACUUUGGGCUUAAGAAGCAGAGCUCAGUUUGCAGUGACGUUUAGCUCUGAAAAUGCCGACAGAGAUAGAGAGUGCGUAGUUUUAAUGUCCUCUCAUUAACACUAGCGGUGUCGAAGUUCCAUCAAAGCUAAAAGAUAAUUCAUCUAACGCUGUUUCCAUCUCUUUGUGUGUUGUAUGGCUCAUGAACUGUUGGGUACUGAACUACCAGCGUUUUCAACUAUUUACAGCCAAAGGCAACCAAAACCUUCAUAGCUAUAGAGAGGAAGGCUCAUCUCGUUAUGUUUUUUUUGUUUUUUGAUGGCUGUUUGCCUUCAUGCUGCUGCUCGUUGUAAGGGCCUCAAAGGACACCAGCGCAGGAAUGCUUCACAAUUCACACCAACAAAGGGAAAGAAGGACGAAGAAUCACACACACACUCACAUACACUUACUCUGUUCUCUCUCUUACUUUAUUCAACCUCAUCCACCAGAAUGCUGGCUGUUGCACUGAUCAAAGCUGUCGAUGAACGAAAAAUUCAUAUCGGUUUUUGCUGUCUCAGUUUAAGCUCACAGCUUACAAAACUCCAAAAUACAAUCUGUGACGGACUGUGUCAUCAUAUUGACUUCUCUCCGAACAUAAGCUGAAGAAUCAAAUGUAGGUUUUUCACAUUGACAGCGAUUCGCAAAGCAACCAGUUCGUUUUCAAUGGGAGUUGGCAAUUUGAGGCGACACAAGUGACUCAACUUUAUGCAAAUGGCCAGUGACGCGAUGUGUCGGCUGCUAAUGGGAGUCCGCGCAAAUAUGAUGUGAUCGGUCACAUGAUCUGUCGCAGAAUGCAGCAGUUGAGUUGGAAUGCCUGCUAGUAACCCACAGUACAGCAAGCGGUCGAUCUCCUGCAAUGUAAUCGCUUUCAGUGUGAACACGUCUUCCUCUAGAGUAGUGGUUCUCAAGCGGGGGCCAGGGCCACUAGGGGGCGUCAGGA